AUGCAAAUCGGCUCCCCGCCCCCACGCCCCUCCCCCCGAGAGCGCGCGCGGCUGCGGGCGGGGGAGGGGCGCCGCGCGGGGGUGGGCCGGGCACGGAGGGAGGGAGGCGAGGGGCGCCCGCCGAGCGGCCUCCUGCGCGCCGGGGCCCCGCUGCCUCGGCCUCCGCUGCCCGCCGCCUGCGUGCGCCCGGGUCGCGCCGGCAUCGCGAGCGCCGCGCCCGCAGCCCCGCCCGCCUCGCGCGCCUUCAGGGGCCCGGCCGGGCAGCCGCGGGGUGCCGGGCGCCGGGGAGCUGCAUUCCGCCGCCGCUCGUCCUCCUCCGCCGCCGCCUCCUCCUGCGCUCCGCCGGCGAGGCGCACCUGCUCUGCCGAUCUGCUGCCCCGCCCGGGUCGGGCUCCGCCGGGGACGCACGCGGCCGCGGGAGCCGCGGGGACGCACGGCGCGGGUGGAGCGGGCGGCACCGGUCCCGGGCGGGCGGCGUGGCCGAGGCGGCUCCGGGCGCGCGCAGUGCCGUGCGGGGCGGGCGGGCGCGGGUGUGCGGGCGCGGAGUCGCCGGCCGGCGGGCGCGGGCGGAGAGGCGCCUCCCACCGGCACGGAUCGCGGGUCCUCGGCGCGCGCCGAGGAAGAAAAGACCCGAGCCGAGCCCGUGGAGCCGGCGGGAGCGCACGGCGGGGUCGGGGCUGCGCCGGCGGGGGCGCGCGGCCGGCCGAGCCCGCGAGCGGAGCCGCCUUCGCGGAGCUCCGGGAGACGCUGAGAGAGGCCGCGGCGGCUCAGACCUGGCCGGGCGCUCGGCUGGUUGGGAACGCUCCGAACAAAGGUGCAGCGCGGUGCCGCCCGAGGACAGGACGGGCCGGCGAGGGAGAGGGAGGCGGAGGCGCGGAUCAGGUUGGCGCGGGGUGUGCGGAUGGCACACAGCCUUUCCUGCCAACUCCACUCGAAUUUCCUAAAGUAGCAGCCGAGGAGAUGCUUUCAUUUCUGAGUUCCAAGGAAGAGAGGCUGACCGAGGCGGGCUCCCACUCCACCUCCAGACACGCGGGGGCAGACGAUGGCGGAGUCCACGGUCCCCUUCCAGGAGGUGCUGUCCGCGAGGGUGAAGUUUUCAAGGCACCCAUUGUAGUCACAGCUGUGCAUGGUGAUACCGGAAACCCUGGGAGCUGCCUGGAUACCCAGCAACAGACGAGUGGAUGAAGAAGAUUUCGUUUUGCACACAGUGGGUCACCACUCAGACAGAGAGAAGGUGCGUUGCAGGCCUUGGCAGGAAACGCGGUGCACCUGGAAAACAUGGUGUCACUGAGAUAAUCAGACACACGAGAUUAAAUGCCACACGGAAUUUCUCAUUGAGUGAGGCGGAGCACACACAAAGGACUCAGAGAGGAGAACGAAUGAGGGAGCGGAGCUUUUGCAGGUGGGAAGGGGUCUCGGAGACCAAGGGUGAGGAGAGGUGUGAGGGGAGGGAAGCACCGUGGUUCAAGGUGUUCCUGUGUGUGCACCAAGAACCCGCAGUGAGUGUACAUGUUUAAGGUCUUAACUACAAAUCUAAAGGAUAAUGAUGAAAAUGGGGAUAAGGGGGCUUAGAGAGGAAGGGAGCGGGAGGGAUGACAGACUCAAGCUGUCUUACGCAUGCCCCUGCCCCCCCAAGGUGAGUGUAAAUUUCAUGUAUUACAGAUGUGUACAGUAAUAACAAAAUAAAAGGAA
Cavia porcellus (domestic guinea pig) is the source of this 1692-nucleotide messenger RNA. Its product is annotated as collagen, type I, alpha 1b-like. Lineage: Eukaryota; Metazoa; Chordata; Mammalia; Rodentia; Caviidae. Bases 1 to 1185 code for a protein of 394 amino acids. The record is from RefSeq and is a predicted model, not a curated record. The transcript has 4 exons.